Molecule: messenger RNA, 417 nt
Organism: Chenopodium quinoa (quinoa)
Lineage: Eukaryota; Viridiplantae; Streptophyta; Magnoliopsida; Caryophyllales; Amaranthaceae
Exons: 3
Coding region: 19-417 (132 amino acids)
Source: RefSeq, a predicted model, not a curated record
CGGCCACUUGCCGUCGGGAUGACGUCAUUCGAGAGGGUCAGCCUAUUGCUUCUCACACCCGCGCGAGACCUGAGGGGCGGAGGGAUCCAGCGAGGUCCAGCUCGAGACGUCGUCGCACUUCGUCAGGGGGUAGAGGCUGCUCGAGCUGACGUUGCAGAGGGCUCGGGAUCUUCUUCUGAGGGUGCUCAUGCUGCACCGGUAGGAGAGGCUACCUCGGUUUUCAGAGGUGGUGGGAUGUACGAGGUUGGCUCGUCAUCGCAGCAGCCUCCGCGGCCUCAACCUCAGGUUGAUCCUGGCUGGAGUGGUCCUAUAUUGAGUCUUCCUCCUCCUACGGAGACUGGAGCUGGAGCUGGUGGAGAGGUGACUCCUCGUACGGUGCAAUUUUAUGACAUGAUGGGCCUACGUAUGGGAACUUGA